CAAUAAAAGAGCAGUUGUAGAGCAGGUCGCGAUCGCACACCAACCAAAAUAUUAGCCAUAUUUAAACCCGGAAAAUAGAAAAAACCGAAACACCAAACAAAACAAUGGAUCGUUGGUUGAAUCGCGUUGCUGUCGUCACGGGAGCUAGCUCGGGAAUCGGAGCUGCCUGCUGCAAGAAUUUGGUGGCCAAGGGCCUGGUCGUGGUGGGUCUGGCCCGUCGCGAGGAGCGCCUCAGUGAGCUGAAGGCAUCGUUGCCGGCGGAUCAGGCCAGUCGCUUCCACGGACGCAAGUGCGACGUGAGUGUGGAGCAGGAGGUGAUCGAUACGUUCGCCUGGAUCGAUUCCACUUUGGGCGGGGCCGAUGUCCUGGUCAAUAAUGCCGGCAUUGUCCGUCCCGGAGUGGGCAUCACUAAGGAGGGCAAUGCGGCCGAUCUGCGCGCCAUCCUGGACACCAAUGUCCUCGGCGUUUCGUGGUGCACUCGCGAGGCCUUCAAGUCGCUGCAAAAGCGCAAUGUCAACGAUGGACACGUGGUGAUCGUGAACAGUGUGGCUGGACACCGGGUGCCCAACAUUCCCGGCUUCACCAUGGGCAUGUACUCACCCUCGAAGCAUGCAAUCACCGCUCUCACGGAGGUCCUGCGCCAGGAGUUCCACAACAGCAAGACCCAGACCAAGAUCACGAGUAUUAGUCCCGGCGCCGUGGACACCGAGAUCAUCGACAAGGAAGCCCUCGUCCAUUUCCCCGACCUUCCCAUGCUGCGAUCCGAGGAUGUGGCCGAUGCCGUCAGCUACUGCAUCCAAACCCCGCCAAAUGUCCAGAUCCACGAGCUGAUCAUCAAGCCCGUGGGCGAGACCAUCUAAACACUCAGUUUCUGACUGUACUCGUAGUUUUAGCUCCACCUCUUGUAAUCAACCAACUAUAAUAAUAUAGCAUUUGUUGAUUGUCUAUCAAAAAAAGAGUCUUUCAAGUGGGGAGACUAAUGAUCUUGUUCACACAAAAGUUAAGAUCUAAUAAGUUCUUGAAAUAUUGCUUAACAACUAAGGUGUUUUUUUUUUAAAUUAUGAAAUUCAAAUUAUUUAUGUUCUAUGCUUUGAUCUGUGUUAUAAUUUUUUUUUAAAUUAUCUAUCACCUAACCCUCAUUUCCGUUUGCGUAAUCGUAUUCAAUAAAAGUACAAUAAAACAACCAAUAGAA
Messenger RNA from Drosophila rhopaloa, 1192 nucleotides. Its product is annotated as farnesol dehydrogenase. The record is from RefSeq and is a predicted model, not a curated record. The transcript is spliced from 2 exons. NCBI's taxonomy places the organism in Eukaryota, Metazoa, Arthropoda, Insecta, Diptera, Drosophilidae. The coding region runs from base 105 to 860 and encodes 251 amino acids.